This is a messenger RNA of Pseudopodoces humilis (Tibetan ground-tit), 1269 nucleotides long. NCBI's taxonomy places the organism in Eukaryota, Metazoa, Chordata, Aves, Passeriformes, Paridae. The record is from RefSeq and is a predicted model, not a curated record.
AUGGAUCAGAUAUCAGUGUCAUCUUCUCUGAAGUUUGGAAGACACCGGACAAGCUACAGAGCCACUGUUGCCCACCCAUUUAAUUACACUCUGAAGCAACUGGAGGUGCAUUCCCUGUCAGAAAGAAAGGGCAGAAAGUACAACCAGCAGCUGCAGGUCUCAGGGAAUGCUGGGCAGCCUGCUCACCUCUGGCUGGGCCUGGAGGAUAAAUCCAAAAUGGACAUCACUGCCUGGGGUGGCUGUGUGACACUCUCUGCAGGCCAGCUUCAGAGAAUAUUAAGCAUGGAAAACCUGCAUGCAUGUGGGUCUCUAGAGCAAAGACCAACACUGUUUAAUGAAUAUCUAGAUUUGAACUGGGAUGACAAAAAAUUCAAACACAAUUUCACGUAUGAGAGAAAUCAACUCUUGUAUCCUGACAAAUUUCAGUUAGAAGUGGUUCUGGAAAAUAUUUUCCUGACCCCAUGUACCAAACAGAAGAUUCUGGGUAAAAUAGAAACCAACUACGGCUCUUGUCUGGAUUACUACACAAGCUUUGAGUUCUGUGACCUUCCAAAUGUACUUGUUUUAUCUGGAAAGCACCGGCUCAACAAAGAUGACAUCAUUUUGCAGUCAGAGGGCAGACUCCACCUUGCUGAUCAUGGAAAAGAUGAGGGGUUGAUUGGAAUAUCCAUAAAGAAUCAGAGCACUGCUGAUGUGAAGAACUACUCUCUGGAAAUUGAAUUAAGAGCCUUUGAAGAUAUUUGGCUAGGCCUGACAGGAACUGCUGCUUCCUCAUCUGUCCAGAGCCAAAUCCUGGUGGAGGGGAUUAUUGAUCAGAAAGAGAAAGUAAAAGUCACUGCUUCAAAAGGAAAGGAGUGUUUUCACUACUACAUGGGGCAUCUGCAAGGGGAUUUGGAAGAAGGAGUGGAACUCAGUGCUUGUUCUGAUGGGCAACAGAUGGCUGCCAUUAACACGUAUCUCAGCAUCAAUGGUAAAAGGCAGGAAAACGUGGGACAAGUGACUCUAGCAGCUGCUAAUGGAAGCUUGAGUUUUCUGGCGCAUGGAUGUGGGGAUCCAGUUCUUAAGGUUGAGAACAAGCUUAAUGAAAUUGGGAGCCUUUUGAAAGCCACACUGAUAGAGAAGAUAAAGAAGUUUGAUGGAUACCUGUGGAGAUUCAGGAGAUCAGUGCAGCAUGUUGGUUUCCUGUCUGAAGCAGCUGGCUGGCCUUCAAUGGCCUUGCAAAAGGCAGCAGGAUUCCUGCACAGUGGGGUGGAAUCAGACACAUUCUGA